AUGGCGUUCCUGUUCAAGUCCAAGAAGCAGCAACCGCCCGCGUCGGCCCUCCCUGCCGCGUCGCGCAACAUCACCUCGUCCGAUGGCCCGCCGCCAGCCUCGUCCAUACCCACUGCCAAUGGCGCGCGAGCCGGCCCUCCGCCGCGCGAGGCCGAGCCGGCCAGGAACUCGCCGCAGGCCCAGACACCCACGCCCACCGCCUCUGUGAACAACUCGGUGAGCUCCCUGCAGGGCACCGAACAUACCGCGAGUCCGGAGCCCACCAAGUUGCGGGAGCGAUCCAACUCCCAGCUUCAGAACGGGCGUGCCUCGCAAGCUCCCCCGCCGCGCGGUCUUUCCGAAUCCCCCUACCCGUGGUCUCAACGCCGCCUAAAUUUCACAACCGCCGCAAGCCCGUUCCCGCGCUAUGGAGCCGCAGUCAAUUCCCUCGCGUCCAAGGACGGCAGCAUAUAUCUUAUGGGCGGUUUGGUUAAUGGCACCACCGUGAAGGGCGAUCUGUGGAUGACCGAAGCAGGCGCUGGGAACAUGGCGUGUCAUCCUGUUGCUACGACCUCGGAGGGACCAGGCCCCAGAGUUGGACAUGCCAGUCUGCUGGUUGGGAAUGCAUUCAUUGUGUUUGGCGGCGAUACUAAAUUGGACGAGGGCGAUCUCCUUGACGACACGCUUUAUCUUCUAAACACAUCAACGAAGCAAUGGUCGCGCGCCCUGCCGGCAGGACCGAGGCCAUCCGGUCGUUAUGGUCAUACGUUGAACAUUUUGGGAUCACGGAUCUAUAUCUUUGGUGGCCAGGUCGAGGGCUUUUUCUUCAACGAUUUGGUUGCUUUUGAUUUGAAUGCGCUGCAAGUCCCGAACAACCGAUGGGAGGUGCUCAUUCCGAAUAGCGCAGACGGUGGCCCAGCCCCCGGUCAUGUUCCCCCGGCGAGAACUAACCACUCCAUUGUCAAUUGGAACGACAAGCUAUAUCUGUUCGGUGGCACAGACGGUGUAAACUGGUUUAGUGAUGUCUGGGCCUACGAUCCUAAGACCAAUUCUUGGUCGGAGCUUGACUGCAUUGGCUAUAUCCCGCUUGCGCGAGAAGGGCACGCCGCCGCCAUCGUCCAGGACACCAUGUACGUCUUCGGAGGUCGGACAAGAGAAGGAACUGAUUUGGGUGAUUUGGCCGCUUUCAAAAUAACGUCGCGCCGGUGGUACAUGUUUCAGAACAUGGGCCCAUCGCCAUCCCCACGCUCUGGACACAGCAUGACUGCUUAUGGAAAACACAUCGUGGUACUUGCCGGCGAGCCGAGCUCUUCUGCCCCGGAUCGCAAUGAGUUGAGCAUGGCGUACGUCCUGGACACUUCCAAGAUUAGGUAUCCGUCAAGCGAACAGUCUCCUGCGACUGCUGUUGAGAGACAGCCUGUACGGAAGAUGAGCGGUGGAGGAUCAGGAAUUCCGCAGAGUCGGGCAGGCCGCGAAAGUAUGAUGGCUGGCCCCAUGGGAGCUCCCCCCGCUAGGCCAGCUGAAGGACCUCCUGUUGCUGGCAGCCCGCAAAACAGUCCUGGCGGCUCACGCCUUCCUCUCCCUCGAACCGUCGGAGGACCUGUAGCAUCUUCAGGACCUCCUCCGCAACAACAAGCUCCACAGCCCAGGGCAAAUGGUGCCAGACCAGGCAGCAAAACUCCUACCAAGGCAUCCGGAUUUGGACCUACGGUUGACACGGCAAGAGCCGCCGCGCUCGAUCGAGACGCCAUGUCUCCCGUGGCCAGGGAAUCCCCCGUGGCCAGAGACAGCCCGUCAAUGCGGGAGAAUGAGCCGCAGAGUGUUGCACAACGCGCCAUGCAAAACCAAGGCCGGGAACAGAGCCCGCGUGGUGUUCGCAGUCCCGUUCAAGCGAAGCCACCUCAUCUCCACAAGGACUCGGUCGACUCUGUAAAGAGUGGGCCGCCGCCGCGGUCUGAAUCUCGUUCACGUCAUCAGCAGUCCUUGGACAAUGUUGUGCAAGACUCUCCUCGCGGAUCCUCAGAGGGCCACAAGCACAGGCGAUCAGCAAGCCGCGAGGUGGAAAAGCCAAUCGACAGCGGAAUGGGGUCCUCGCCAUCUGGAAAGGCGCCGAGCGAGGAAGUUGUGCGGGAACUGGAGGCUGCGCGAAGCCGGAACGCUUGGCUUGCAUCCGAAUUGGCCUUGGCGCGCAAGGCCGGCUACCAGGCCAAUGCAUCAAAUAGCCCUGUUUUGGACGAGAGGGCCGCGGAGGCCUUUGGCGACGACGACAAACCACUCGUGGAAGCUCUAAUCAGGAUGAGAGCUGAAUUGGCCAAGGUUCAAAACUCCAUUGACGCACAAGCGGUCGAAGCUGCCAACAAGAUUGCUCAGAUAGAAAGGCAAAGGGAUGCCGCUAUCGGUGAGGCAGUGUAUGCAAAGACCAAACUUGCUGCGCACGGUGGAAGCCAAGCAGGAACUCCGCAGCCCGAUGGAAACCGGAACAUGACUCCUGAUAUGGAUCGGAUGAACGACAUGAACAGGCGCCUAGCAGCUUCUCUUGCUGCUCAAACUGAGCUGUCCUCGCGGGUCGAUGGUCUUUUGGUCGAGAUGGAGUCCGAGAAGCGGGCACGCACUCUUGCCGAAGAAACCGCCGAGGCCGCACAGAAGCGCGCGAGUGAUCUCGAUUCCUACCGCCAGCGGACUAUGAUGGAGUUGGAGUCGUUGAGAGCUGAGCUUCAUGAGGCGGAGAAGGCUGCGCGUGAAGAAUCAGCCUCUUCUGCCGAAGCGAAGGCAUCCGCGCAAAUGCUUACCAUAGACAAGUCCGAGCUUAGCGGGAAGCUUUCUAGGGCUCUUGACGACGUCAAGAACCACUCCGGUGUUCUUGAAUCGCUUCGUGCUGCCGUUAACGCCUCCACGGACAAAGCAGCCCUGCUCGAAUCGAAGCUCGACGACGAACGGACCCUGCGCAGCGAGCUCGAACAGCAAUUCGCCAAGAUCCGCGCAGAGCACGAAGAUAGCAAACGUGAACUCGAAAGCACCGCUCGGCGCCUCAAGGAUUCCGAGGAGAUUGCUGCUAAACAUGCCGAAGAAGCUGCAAUGCACCGGGAAGCCGUGCUCAAUGGAUUGGCUCGAGCCACCGACAAAGACACGGAUGAAGACGUCUCUGACCAAAGGGUACAAAUAUUGCAGCAACAGCUUGAUGCAGCGAGCGCCAUGGUCCGAAAGAACCAAGAAGCUGCCGACCUCGCCUCGGAGAAACUACGCCGUGCUGAAGAACGGAUCGCCGGCCUGGAAACGUUCCAAGAGCAGGCAAGCAGGGAGGGUUUGUCGAUCCGGAAGCAGCUGCAGAACGCCAUGCGGGAGAUGCAGCAGCUCCAGUCGGAUAAAUCUGAACUCCAACAGCAGUACGAGAGACAGCUUCUCGAAGCUAAUGCGCACGAGGUUCAGCUCAAAACUCUCAAGAACUUGCUGGACGAGCGUGGCAUCAGCACAAGUGCUGCGGAACACCGACGCUCUCGGGCGCUUGACAGUCCCAGCUCACGCUUCAGCACCCCUGAGCUCAAUCGCGUGCGUGAGCUUGAACAACAGCUCGAUGCCAGCCUCAAGGCGCACGAUGAGAUGCGGGCAAGCUUUGAGAACCGUGAGGCUGAAAUCAGCAAAGAGUGGGAGGAGAAGAUCACCGCGCUGCACAACGACCACCAGGCCGCAGUCAAGUACCUUCGCGGAACGGAGAAAAUGCUCACAAAGAUGAAGUCUGAGUUGGAGAGGUACAAAGCCACCAAUGGGGAGCUGGAGAAGGAGCUCAGCCAAGCGAGACAGAGAGGCCUCAGCCCUAACCAGGACGCAAACUCCAACUGGGAGGCUGAGCGUGAUGCCCUUCGAUCACAAAUCACCAACAUGCAGGGCACGCUCAAGGAAUCUGUCACGCAGCUUGAGAGCCAGAUUCAACAGCUUCAGACCGACUUGGAGGCCGCUCGCGUUGAGCAGGAGUCUGCUGCGCGUCAAGCUCAGCAGCUCGAGCAUGUUUCUGCUCAGCAACGCGCUGAGAUGGAGAGCCUUCAACGCGAAAAGGUUUCUCUGGAAGAGCGCGCAAGAGAUGCCGAGCAACGCGUUCAGAUGUUCCUUGACCAGUUCGAAAACAGCGUGGACAACUAUCGUCGCCAGUCUCAAAUGGUGCUCCAGCCCCACGGCCAUGACGAUCACUCGCAUGGCCAUAGCCAUCACCGAUCACACGGCAGCAUUGCAGGCGAUAGCAUCUACAGCCAAGCUACCGACACCACCGAGCGCACCGUCACACCUCCGAAUCCGCAGGCUGCCGCAGCGGCAACCCGCAACUCGAUGGCCCUGGACAGUCUGGCGACUGAACUCGAGUCUUUGCGUUCGCACUGGGAGAGUACGAACAAGGCCUACCGCCUCAGUCAACAUUCGUACAUCGACCGUACCCCGACGACUGAACAGGCAGACAUUGGCGAGAGUCUUGGCUCGUGGCGUAAGCGUCUGGACUUGGAUGAUGAAGACGAAGACGAAGACGACCAUCCGACGCCGCAGUAUGCGUCCACGCCGUCGUCUUCGCAACAUGCAAAGCAGCCAUCUCCAGCAAUGCAAGGGGGCCUCGAGCGCAAUGGCAGCGACGAUGCCAAUUCUAGGACGCCGACCCUUGCGACGAUGAAUGGCGUUUCGCCGGGCUCUCCGACCGGCCCUGGACCGGGUGGAGCAGCGAUGAUCUAA
Messenger RNA from Diplodia corticola, 4686 nucleotides. RefSeq names its product cell polarity protein. Gene Ontology annotation, biological process: regulation of cell shape. NCBI's taxonomy places the organism in Eukaryota, Fungi, Ascomycota, Dothideomycetes, Botryosphaeriales, Botryosphaeriaceae. The record is from RefSeq and is a predicted model, not a curated record. Bases 1 to 4686 code for a protein of 1561 amino acids. Gene Ontology annotation, molecular function: protein binding. The transcript has 4 exons.